Messenger RNA from Halteromyces radiatus, 1527 nucleotides. RefSeq lists its product as uncharacterized. The transcript has 2 exons. Gene Ontology annotation, cellular component: cytosol; plasma membrane; cytoplasm. Gene Ontology annotation, molecular function: ubiquitin protein ligase binding; protein-macromolecule adaptor activity. Bases 1 to 1527 code for a protein of 508 amino acids. The record is from RefSeq and is a predicted model, not a curated record. Lineage: Eukaryota; Fungi; Mucoromycota; Mucoromycetes; Mucorales; Cunninghamellaceae. Gene Ontology annotation, biological process: ubiquitin-dependent endocytosis.
AUGCCAGUACCUUUUUUUUCUGGAACCAAACUUUCUAUUAAUCUAGCAGAAGAUACUGUUCUGUUAAGGGGAAUGGCUCAAGAUGACGGAACCUUUGUUUUACGAGGUGAAGUCGAACUAGUAGUGACCAAACCUGUCAACGUUUCUUCAGUUGUUAUCAAAUUGAUUGGAAAAUCUUUUACUUUAUGGAUGGAAGGUAUAGGAAGUGGUCGAGCUACAAGAUACUCUUAUGAAAAGAAGAUUCAUGAACAAGAUCUUGUUCUUCAAACAUGGUUACCUACAACUCCUCCUCCUUUGAUUUCUAAAUCUUCUUCUGGAUCUUCUUUCAAGUCAACAUUGGCGAACAAUAUCAAAGGUGGUUCUUCUUCAACAAGUUUAAAGAUAACCAAUGAUGACAACAAUAAUGAUAAUAAUAACAGCAAUAUAUCUGGUAUCUUAUCUCCAGGAUUACAUCGAUGGCCCUUUGAAUUCUUCUUAUCAAAUAAACUUGUAGAAACCAUUGAAGAUGAAACUGGCAAAGUAUUUUAUUAUCUAACUGCAACUGUUCACCGAUCAAGCGGGAUGAAAAGUAAAAUAAAAUGCCGGCGCAACAUUCUUGUCCUACGUACACCACAUGCUGAUGCUAUUCUGACUGCCAAUAGUUUACCCACGACUUCCAUUAUAUCGGAUCGACGUUACCCUGCUUGUGAUGCUACUAUUUGUGUUGAAAAAAGUAUGGCCUCUUCUGGAACUCAAUUCCCAAUUGAUUUGACUCUGGUACCCAAUAUGAAAAAUGUAUUUUUGGAAUCCAUCUCUGUCCUUAUAUGUGAACGAAGGGUUUAUCGUUUACCAGAAUUUGAUGCUCGACGUGGUGAAAUGUACGAUUUUAAAAUGCCUUUAUUAUCCAUCACCAAUCUCAGCGAUAGAACGACAUGGGCUCUACCUUCAACUGAUGAUCAUGAUGAUGAUGACAACAAUGAUGAAAAUAGAACAAAUCAACAGGAAACUACUUUGGAUCAGAAAGUACGUUCAGCAUUAUUUACAAAGAACGCUCAUGUACCUUUAAAUGGUGAUCCAUUUCAAUUUCGAUUUAUAUUCAACAUGCCAAAUUGUAUCGAUUUGAACCAUUCAUCCACUUUUUCUGAAAUCGAUAUUCGCCAUUUUUUGAAACUUUCUAUUGACAUUCGAUCGCCCGAAGGUCCUUUGACAAUUCGCUUAGAUACCAACAUUACUGUAUUGGAUUGUAGAUUGAAGGAAGAUUAUGCUGCACUACCAACCUACGAAGCUGCUCUCUCUGAUGUUACUGUGGAUAUGGAAGAUGAUCCCUCAACUAUUUCUGGAAAUCGUAGUGGUUUUUUUAUUUGCCCAUGUUAUCUUAGUUACAAGAAAAAACGUCAAGUCUCCAGCAAAAAAGAAUGGAUUAUGAUGCGACACAACAAUCGUUUUAUUGGGGAUGGUCAACAUUAUCCAACUAACAAUGGUACGGCUCCUCCUUCUUAUGACACCAUUAUCUCUGAUUCUACCUCUUCUCAACAUCUCAAAUCAUAG